This is a messenger RNA of Macadamia integrifolia, 928 nucleotides long. RefSeq names its product ethylene-responsive transcription factor ERF021-like. The coding region runs from base 86 to 649 and encodes 187 amino acids. NCBI's taxonomy places the organism in Eukaryota, Viridiplantae, Streptophyta, Magnoliopsida, Proteales, Proteaceae. Gene Ontology annotation, molecular function: DNA-binding transcription factor activity; DNA binding. The record is from RefSeq and is a predicted model, not a curated record. The transcript has a single exon. Gene Ontology annotation, biological process: regulation of DNA-templated transcription.
UGUGUAUAUAUAUAUAUAUAUAUAUAUAUAGUCAUGACUGGAUUACAAAGAUUACAUUACUUGAAUUGAACUCACCAGAACAACAAUGCAGAGUAGUACUAGCAAUGUAGGUCAUAGCAACACCAGCUCUCUGGUUCCAACUGGUAAUGGGUCUUAUAGAGGAGUUAGGAAAAGGAAGUGGGGGAAAUGGGUUUCAGAGAUUAGAGAGCCCGGAAAGAAGUCCAGAAUUUGGUUAGGGAGCUUCGAAACGCCGGAAAUGGCAGCGAUUGCUUACGAUGUAGCUUCAUUGCACCUUAGGGGACAUGGAGCAAGGCUUAAUUUUCCAGAAUUGGCGAAUGCUUUGCCUCGACCGGCUAGUUCGAGUGCUGAUGAUAUUAGAGCAGCAGCUCAUGAAGCAGCAAUAAGGGAAAACAGGGGAACAACAACAACUGAAGUGGGUAGCUCCAGUUCUAAUCCAGUUCCGGCCAAUAUUAGGCUUUCACAGAGUCAAAUUCAGGCUAUUAAUGAGUCACCAUUGGACUCACCCAAGAUGUGGAUGGAGUUAGCUGAAGCUUUAUUUCAUGACCCAUCUAUGGGUUUUCCUGAUGAUCAGGUUGAGAUGAGUGAUGAUUGGGAUGAUAUGCAAGAUGAUUCCCUUUGGGGGUCUUAGAGAUUAUUAUUAUUAUUAUUAUUAUUUUGUAGUAGAUAUUAUAGUAUUAACUCUUCUGACGUGGAGUGACCAAUCUCCUGUUUUUUAAGAGGGAUUGCUUGUACCCCAGUUGGUAUUUGUUUUGAGAUGAUAUCCAUUGGGGGGCUUAUUUGCCUCGCCCUUGCCCUUUUGUAUUUGUGGAGGUGGAGGUUGGGGGGCUUAUUUGCCUUGCCCUUGCCCUUUUGUAUUUGUGGAGGUGGAGGUUGGUGGAAUAGUAGGGAUUGUGUAUGCGUAUGUGUA